AUGGCCACCACCAAACCAGCUCAAGAACCGAAGAAAUGGAUCCUCAACGCCUUCUCCAUGAGCAGCCCAACCCAUGUCGCACCCGGACUGUGGCGGCACCCGAGGAACCAGACUCACCGAUACAAGGAAAUCGGGUACUGGAUCGAACUGGCAAAACUGCUGGAUGGGAAUUUCCACGCAUUGUUCAUAGCGGACAUGUUAGGAAUUUAUGAUGUGUAUAAUGGGCCUGGCAAUAUCCGAGAGGUGCUGCCGGGUGCUGCUCAAUUCCCAAUCUCUGACCCCUCUCUCCCAAUUGCUGCCAUGGCAGCAGUCACCAAGUCGCUCUCGUUUGGAAUCACAGCAUCGACAACUUAUGAGUCUCCGUUCUUGCUUGCCCGACGAUAUUCAACGCUGGACCAUCUAAGCAACGGCAGAGUAGCAUGGAAUGUUGUGACCAGCUACCUCGAGAGCGCAGCGAAGAACCUGGGCCUAGAACAGGAAGUAAGCCACGAUGAGCGGUAUGAUAUUGCGGACGAAUUUCUGGAUGUGGUUUACAAGCUUCUUGAAGGCUCCUGGCGGGACGACGCGGUCGUUCUUGAUCCUGAGCUGAAGACGUACACGCACCCUGAUCGGGUUCGACGGAUCGACCAUAGAGGGAAAUACUUCAAAGUUGCUGGCCCUCAUCUUGUCGAGCCGUCCAGGCAACGAACUCCAUUCAUCUUCCAGGCAGGGGCAAGCAAGGCUGGAAAGACGUUUGCAACCAGACAUGCCGAAGCAAUGUUCCUCCCAGGGAUGCACACUGAAUCUGUUCGAAAGAGCGUUCUCGAUAUUCGACAGACAGCGCUGGAGCAGGGUCGAGACUUGAAUGGACUGAAGUUGAUUGUGGGUAUGCUUGUGAUUGUCGACGAAACCGACGAGCGUGCGCAGCAGAAAUAUGACGAAUACUUGUCCUACGCGGACCUCGAUGGAUCACUGGCGCUUUUUGGCGGUUGGACGGGCGCGGAUCUGGGAAAAUACGCAGACGAUGACAACUUUGAGUUCACGGGCCCCGGUGCGAUUCAGAGUGUUGUCUCGAGCUGGAGGGCUACCAUUCCCGGGAGCGAGGGCAUCAAAUGGACGAAAAGGCGUGUCGCACAAGAACUGGCGCUUGGUGGGCCGCAUCCCCGUGCUAUUGGGUCUGCGAAGACGGUUGCAGAUAUGCUCGAGAGAUGGAUUUCCGAGACUGAUGUCGAUGGUUUCAAUAUCUCGUAUGCCGUUGGUCCGGGGGAUCUAGAGGAUGUGGUCAGAUACUUGAUCCCUGAGCUGAAGUCGAGAGGCGUCUUCUGGGACGCAGGAGCUGCAGAGGGACGAACGACACGAGAAAACUAUCUUGGUUCGGAUUUUGCAAAGGACGGUAGACUGAGCAGCGAUCACCCAGGGGCGAAGCACCGAUGGGAGGCCUCCAACGAGUAA
Messenger RNA from Aspergillus puulaauensis, 1431 nucleotides. Its product is annotated as LLM class flavin-dependent oxidoreductase. The transcript has 4 exons. Gene Ontology annotation, molecular function: monooxygenase activity; oxidoreductase activity, acting on paired donors, with incorporation or reduction of molecular oxygen. The coding region runs from base 1 to 1431 and encodes 476 amino acids. The record is from RefSeq and is a predicted model, not a curated record. Lineage: Eukaryota; Fungi; Ascomycota; Eurotiomycetes; Eurotiales; Aspergillaceae.